CAAUUUAUUCAAAAUAAAUAUACAUUUUUAUGAUGUUUGGGCAAUUUUCCUGUCAAAUUAAAUGGGGCAUCUAAAAGGGUCAUCUGAACAAAGCCAGCGAUUCAAAUAUGUAUUUGUAUUAUGGGCUGUAAUAGCAAUGGUGACAAUAAGAAUUAAAUGCGGUAGAAAAAAAAAACACGAGUCAUAGUAGUUUUAGGAACUAAAGUGGUUUUCAGAAUAGGAAGUAGACUUUCUAUUUAUCAGGUAGCCAGGCGGGCUUCCCUUUCUUAAGAAAAAAAAAAUCGUAAACUCAACCUGAGAAGUUUCAUUGUGACAAACAGAGAGAGACGAAAAGAUGUUCACACACACACUAAUGAUUGCGGGUGUUCUGCUGCUGUGCGCUGUCAGCGUGCAUUGCUGCGAAGGCAUCUUACCCGAAGAGAAAUGCACACCGAGUCAGGCGAUCGAGUGUUUCUACCCGGCGCACCACCUGAAUGCCUCCGCUCCGGUCUCUUUGGAGGUGGGUGUGGGUAAGAGACUGGUCAUCUCCUUGGAGGGCUUCCACACAUGCAGCCCGUGCAGCUUCAGGAGAAAUUUGCAUCACCUAUUACCAUUAGAGGCCAAUUUCAUGACGGUCCUGCCAGUGCUUUCUGAGAAUAUUUCUGGGGAGUAUACCAUCAGGUGCACGGCUGAGCGCUCGUUGACUUUUGCUCUACAUGUGGUUACGAAACGGCCCACAAAACCUCGUCUGACGCUGGUCCACGCAAACGAUCCAAAGAGUUCCCCCCAUUUUAAGUGCGCGUCUGAGGGCUUCCCUCAGCCUAUUCUGGAGUGGUCAGGAAUGCAAGACGAAGCAGUCGAAGGUGUGGGAAAAAAUGAGAGCACAAUCACCAGCGUUGGAUUCACAAACAAAGGAGUGAUGUGUUGCGCAACUAACAGCCAAGGGUGUGAAUGCUCCCAACUGUACGACUAUGACAUAGAGAGUAACCUGGUGGAUAAGGACGAGGUCUCCAGUGUGAUUUUGAGUCCCGGGGAGCCUCUCCUGCUUCGCUGCAGGUUCAACCGCUGGGGGCGGCGAAAGGCAGCGUGGGAGAAAGACGGCCGGCAGUUGACACCCGACGAAUUUCCGUGCUCUGCAAAAAUCAAGGAGAUGUGCAGCCGAUUUGACUCGCAUGGGAAAACCUCGAUGGUUUACUGGUUCGUUGACUCGGUGGAUGCGGGCCACGGCGGCACGUACACCUGCAGGGCUCAAGAUGGCGCAACCAAGUCCGUUGACAUCAGCGUCCAGGCGGAAGGCUUCCUCAGGGUGCAGCUGGAUGCGAGAAAAACUUUGCUGAGUCAAGAGGCAGCUGGCGCGUGUUUGCAAGCCUCCGUGUUUUACCACCCUGUGCUGCAGCGAUGCAUGUGGGAGACGCCCGAUGGCAAGGUGUCCAAAUGCGACACGGAGGAUUGGGUCACAACGCACAGGGCGGUGAACCUGUGCGGUGGAAUCAAAUCAGGAGAAUACAAACUAUACGUUGAGGCGGGUGGAAAAAGCAGAAACGAGUCCGUGUCUGUGUGCGUUGUCGAUGAACCAAAAUUCAAAUUCGGCAUCAGCGAGGACAACAACAGCAUCCAAAUCCAGACAGCCAGCGGCGUGCCGGCAAAUUACACGUGGAUGUCUUGUUUUCCUGGCAACGAAAGCUGUGAGGGUCACUCCUUCUGGAAAGAGAUCCCCGGAACCUGGCGAGCCGACUCCGACGUAAGCUGCCGAAAGAUCAUCAAGAGCGCAACCGGGAGAGAGCUGCUGGAUGGACACCACUUGAAAUUUUGCCUGGCCAACUCAGUUGGCUCCUGGUGCACGCCCCCGCAAUUGGUGUACUACCGGUCUUCCCGGGAGGGCUCCAGAGAGUUGAAAGUUGGCAGCGCGAUCCUGGUUGUGGCUUUGCUCACCGUCAGCGUGGUGCUCGUGUAUACGGUCAAGAAGAAGAAACCGCAGUAUCAGCCCCAGCUGCAGAUGAUCCAGAUGGUGGGCCCCAAUGAUAACGAUUACAUCUACAUUAACUUCAAGGACUUUGAGUAUGAACAGAAAUGGGAGUUUCCCAGGGAGAACUUGCAAUUAGGGAAAGAAUUGGGCUCUGGUGCUUUUGGCAUGGUGGUGCAGGCCGCGGCGUACGGCAUCAAGAAGGCUGGCGUGGCACAGCAGGUGGCCGUCAAAAUGCUUAAAGAGAAACACCAGCAAGUGGAUAAAGAGGCUCUGAUGUCCGAACUCAAGAUGCUGACGCACAUCGGCCACCACGCUAACAUCGUUAACCUGCUGGGAGCAUGCACGGGGUCGGGCCCCAUCUAUCUGAUAUUCGAGUACUGUUGCUACGGCGACUUGCUGAACUAUCUGAAGAGCAGCAGCGAGCGCUACCACAAGUCGGCAGUGGACGCUUUCACCCGGGAUCGCAACAGGAGCCUCUAUCACAACCUGAUGCCAGGGAAAAACUCAACCACGGUGCAGGAGGGCGCCGUGGACAACUACAUGCGGAUGCACCCUGCCCCGGCCGGCAGCCAGGAGGACGCAUCCCUCCUCUGUUCCAGCUUGGACAACUUGGACUGUGGUGAAGAUUCAUCUGCAGACACGGAGAGCUCUGAGAACGGAGAGCCGGAUGACCUGCAGGCCCUGACUUUCGAUGACCUGUUGAGCUUUGCUGUCCAAGUGGCCAAAGGCAUGGACUUCCUCUCCUCCAAAAAUUGUAUCCAUCGUGACCUGGCAGCUCGUAACGUGCUGGUGACCAAAGGCCGACAGGUGAAAAUCGCCGACUUCGGAUUGGCGCGGGACAUCGACAAUGAUUCCAACUACGUCGUGAGAGGCAACGUGCGUUUGCCUGUCAAGUGGAUGGCGCCGGAGAGCAUCUUCCAGGGGCUGUACACCAUGAAGAGUGACGUGUGGGCGUACGGCAUCCUGCUGUGGGAAAUAUUCUCUCUGGGUGUCACCCCAUACCCGGGCAUAAAGGUGGACCACGGAUUCUAUUCCAUGAUUGAGAGGGGGUUCAAGAUGGAAUGUCCUUACUACGCUGACGAGUCCGUGUAUCGGAUGAUGUGCAACUGCUGGGCCCUGGACCCCUGCAACCGACCCGCCUUCUCCAAAUUGGUGGCCUUCAUGUGGGAACAGCUGACGGUCGGCGAGGAGAAGCUCUACCACAACACCAUCAACCAGACAUCGAGCGACAACAGCAACGCGUUCGCCAUUAUGGACGCUUCCCCCUUUGCCCCACAGGAGUAGGGCGAGACGCAGUAGGACGAAAACCAAACAAAACCGUCCGAUGACCCCCCAAAAUAAUCAUUUCAGUACAUCCACAUGUUUUACAGUUUAGCAAAAAACUAAAAGCAAAGCAAAGACCUUUGCCAAGGCUCCACAUUGUAAAUAGCUCCUGCAUGAGCCUGAAUGUUGUCAUUUUUGUCAUGAGAAAAAUGGUGGAAAAGGUUCUCACGUGAAUCUGCAUCUUCAUGUAAGCCAUGAUUGGAUCACUUCCUCUUUGGUUUCUACUUGUUAUAUUUGCUUUGCGUAUGCCGUUUAAUGUUCAUUCAUUUUAUAAGCUUGCAUAAACUGGCCAGUGGGCAUCAUGAGUAGAAAUGUCAAAGGAAAAUGAUUUGCUGAGUUUUUUUUCCCCAAUGUAUUUUUUUUUUAACAUUAUCCUUGAUCAUCAUCAUCAUGCAAGUUAAAACAAACACACCUCAUAUUAUUUUCUUAGAUACAUGCUGUAUGUAAGAUAAGAUUACUCCAUCUGGAACUACAGUCGCUGUGAAGAGUAAAAAAAAAAAAAGUAGGGGCAGAUUUUGUUAUUUUUGGGGAAUCUUUUUCCGUUUUUAAUGUUUGUGUCACCGUGUAAAAUCCCCCCCCCCCCAGAUGAGCAGAGCUUUCAAUAUUAUAAGUUUGAAUGUCAUGUUUUUAUGUAUUUUUCCAAGCUGAAGCAUUAAACCAGCAAUAAAAAUGCACUUACUCACAAAA
Messenger RNA from Hippocampus comes (tiger tail seahorse), 3955 nucleotides. Its product is annotated as fms related receptor tyrosine kinase 3. Gene Ontology annotation, biological process: B cell differentiation; protein phosphorylation; multicellular organism development. Gene Ontology annotation, cellular component: signaling receptor complex; plasma membrane. Gene Ontology annotation, molecular function: ATP binding; transmembrane receptor protein tyrosine kinase activity; growth factor binding. The transcript has 23 exons. Bases 335 to 3229 code for a protein of 964 amino acids. NCBI's taxonomy places the organism in Eukaryota, Metazoa, Chordata, Actinopteri, Syngnathiformes, Syngnathidae. The record is from RefSeq and is a predicted model, not a curated record.